AGUCGCGGGAGAGAGCGUGCUCUAUGGCUGUGGUCGUGAGUCCAUAAACAAAACUCAAAAUACACUUUUGCAGGAGUACUUUUUCUUUUGGAAAAUGUGAAUGUUGCAUUUAACGUGAACGAACAAGUGUUAGUUUAUUUGGAUAUACGCUAAUUUUAACAGAUGUUUGUGCAGUUGUUUACGGUUGAUGAUACUUUUGUAAGUUAGUUACAGUAUUAACAACUGUAUCGAUGACGAACUUUUGAUCACAUCACGACGGAAUGGAGGAAGAUAUUCACCCUAACGACGACCAAGAGGCAUUGAGGAGAAGACUGGAGCUACUGAAGCAGGAGUAUGAGAGGACAGCAGUGAGAUUACAGAGAGCAGAACGCCGGGAUGCUAUUCGCAGGCAGAGCAACGUCUCUCACGAGAUCAAUGAAACAUCAGCGUGUUUUACAUCUUCCCAUUUGGCAGCUUCUGAACUUUCUGACAACCAAAAGACUCAGCACUUACAAACCGCCCUCCAGUUUCAACUUGCUGAGAUUGCUCUUGCUCCUCAUUUGUCAUCUCCUGCAUGCAUGCGAAGCCCCGCCCACCGUCUGCGUUCUAAGCGCAGCCGGCUGCGCCUGCAGAACAAAGAGCGAGAGUCGGAUACUGACAACAGCCAAGAGAAAGAAAGUCUCAAACAAGGAAUUAAUGGAAGCGCCGAAGAAAAGAGUGAAAUGAGAAAAGAAAGAAAUAUGGGAAUAUUGCCAGCCAAGGUGGAGAAAAACCAGGACAACGAUACAAUUGCUGAAGAACCACAGGAGCUAAAGGUUGUGAACUGUGAAAACAAGCCACUGGUUUUAGGUAAAAAGAAACAUUUACCCUUUCAGAGUCAGAUUAAUAUAUGCCAGGAACGUCUGCCUCCUUUAAGUCAUUCGGUAGAGAUGUUACAGUCAAAAACAGCUGCAUCUAAGGACUUCUCACAAACGUCUUCUUCUCUCCCGUCAUGUGAGUCAGUCCAUAAUUUAACAGUUAAAUCAGAAGCGAACCUUGCAGAAAUAAAUGCAUAUAAAGGGAAUAAUGACAGCACAGAUAAUAAAAACUCUUUAAUUAUGUCUGGAGCUCUGGACUCUUGUACGCUGGUUGAAGGCUUACCAUUUCCCGUGGAGUAUUAUAUCCGAACAACACGUCGUAUGGCUGCAUCUCACAGUCCUGUCAACCUAGAGGCUGUUAUUCACAGCCAGCUCACUCGGGGGCGGGGAAGACGCAGGCUCGGCCAAUCACAAGCGCGUGGUAGAGGUCACACGACCUCAGAACUUUCAGAAUCGGUAUGCAGGUCCAAUGACCAGGCCGGACGUAGAGGAAAUGGUCAGAGGAGGAGGAGAGGGCGCCGUAGAGCAACUACAGUUAGGACCAAAGAUGCUCAAGAUUGUAUAAUGUCAAAUCCUGUAAGUGAUUCGCAAGCAUCUAUAGAACCCCUUACAAUAUCCACACCUCAGACUGAAUCUUCCUGUCAAUCAGAAAUGGAGGGAAGGCCACAAACGGAGUGUGAGCCAAUCCCGUCGUCCGGGUCUGCUAUUAAUUUGACGCCCAGUAAAGAACGAGUUACCCAAGAUUUUAAGCACCUACCAGAUUCUCAGCUUUACUUCGAGUCCAAACUCCUCCCGGAUUCUAACUUUUAUCCUAUUUUCAGAAGGGGACAUGGGCAAACUGGAAAUCACUUAUCUUCGUCCCAGACAAGUAUAAGUAAAAAUGAUCAAUCACCUCUUUUGCCAUCAUUAGCUUCACUUAUUCAAGCUCUUCAAGACCAAGACACGAAAAAUGACGUCCAGGAUUUCCACCUACCAGAUGAGGAUUUUGGCCAGCUGAAGUUGGAGAGACUGCAGUUGUCCACGUCACUUGUGGAACCUUACGUCCAGCGUAUAUACAACACACGCCGGAGCAACAGGUGCCAGACAAUGAGAGGAAAAAAGAGUAACUGUGAUGUUCUCUGCGGAGAACAUUUUGCUACAGAAGUCCCAACUACCUCUGCCCUCGAAGACAGUUUGCCUCUUUGUCAGUCAGACCCCAUUGACCAAUCACAGACUGAGAAACAAAACACUAACCAAUCAGACAAGCACCCUGUAAACAAACCAAGCGUCAUUUCCUACGAUCUGACAGAAAGUGUAAAGGAACAAACUCUGACAAUAGCCAAAACAGAUAAGACUGAACAGAAAGCAGUUAUUUUAACAGAGAAACACACUGCCAGCAUCGAUCAAAUGCAAACAGAGACGGAAACCAAAAAUGUUAAUAUGCUUGACAUAAACUCUCAGGAUGAAUCACAUAUGCGAACAGAUACCCUCUCGGAAAACCACUCUUUGUGCCCAGCUUUACUAGAUCUGAGUCCAUCAUUGACCUCACACACUCAGAGGGGUCAAGACCCUCCCCUACCAACUUUAGGAAUGACUCCAUAUUUUGUAAGCCCAGGUUCACCCACAGAGCCUCAAACACAUCUCCUUUCUCCUGCUAAUUGCUUUAGGUCUCCCUCUUCAAAGAUAACUACAGGUUCUGUGUCUCCAGAUUCGAUCUUAUCUAAACAAUUUGGGAAUGUCAAGGCAGAUACCUUUAAGAAAAGUUUAGGUUCAACCGAAGUAGAAGAUACUGGGGAAAAGAAUCCAACUAAUGCCAGUCAAGAAAUUAUGAUGGAAACUCAAACUGAUGCAGAACCAACGCAAAACAACACUGUAACGGGACAUGAGAACUUUAUCACACCAGAAACCGAAUUGCAAGUUUUAUGCAUUUCGGAAAAUGAAGAAAAACAUGAAUGCAGUUUUGAUACAGAUUGUAAACAUAAAAUAAAUUGCACUCCUGAAAUUGAAGCUCAACUUAACCCUGAUAUCCAGAACAAUCUUGAAACUAAAGGUGAAACCUAUGAGCUUAGGGCUGAAUCCCAACGUUAUAUGGAUAUGAAUCGGUCUCGGUGUGGAGAUGAAUCUGGUUGUGCCGGUCAAACUUCCAAUGAGGCCUCCACCAAUCAGAAAACUGAAGAAAAGACAGUUUGCAUCACUAAUGUGGAUGAAGCAAUGGAAAACGGCACUGAUUUAUCCAAUACUAAAACACUAUUAAAUGAAAAUCCCUUAUCUUCCACAACCUUUCCUGAUGGAGGCCAUUGUUCAUCCAUGCUGCAGGAGAUGCACACUUUUAAGGCCCUGGAUGGUGGAUGUGUGUUGGAUUUGUGUUUGGUGCGAUGGUCGACGGAGGACUGGUGCAUAUGUGUGGCGGGAGAAUGGAGCGUUUGCCUUUGGAAUUACAAGAAGGGAGUUCAACCGUGGGGUCUUUUACACACAUGGACAUUUGCACAGUCUGUCAUGUCCUUGCAAGCGAUUCCUGAUUCUUCAGGUUUGGUUUGUGUGACUCUGGGUCACUUGGAAAUCACAGAAGCAAGACUUCUUGCCUGUCCAAGUAUGGACGGACCGUUCACACAGACUUUAGUAUGCAAAGAUGCUUUACAAGCAGUUGUGGGCGUGUCUGACUGUCGACUUGUGUGUUGCUCCGCCUCUGGAGAUCAGCAGAAAGUCACUGUGAUAACGUUCAAUAAGGAAGGAAGGGUGGUGAGCACUCUUUCCAUGGGCUCAGUAAAGCAGAACAUUCGGACACUGGCAGCCGUAGAAGGGGAGAAAGAUGCUCUGAUUGGUUGGACGGAAUGUAAAACCCUUCUUAUAUGGAAUAUGAAGUCAGGCCAUUUGCUUCAGACUAUUCUCCUGGAAAACACUUUAACAAUGACAAACUGCAUGAAGGGAUAUUCUUACAGAGGAGUGCUUUGUAUAUUACUUCAGAAUACUGGGAAUGUGUGUGAUGAAAGAAGUGAAACAACCCUUUUUGCUGUAAUUGCUACAAAUCCCCUGACUGGCAAACACAUCACAUUGACGUCUUUCAGCAACCCCUCUCAACACAUACAACAGUUGAUAGAUGGUGAUGUCUUGGGCUCUGAGCUUGUUGGUGUUUUCCAGUCUGGUCAUGUUGCUGUUUGGAAUCUCAAAAGCAGGGUGGCUAAAGUUGUUGGUGUGCUAGAUGAGUUGUGUCGACUAGCGCGGUGGGCAGGGCCUGACACACUACUGACUGGGUAUCUGAACGGGGAUGUUAGCGUGUUUCAGUACAAAACUUUGUAAAUAACUUUGUUAUAAUAAGCUACUUGUAUACUAUGUAAAUGUGCAUUAUUAACAAACUUAUAGGGUUCCCAAUUUGACCAAAUGAUUGUCAGUCAUUUGUAUUCUUUGUUAAAUUAUUAAAUGUAAUUGUUCAAUUAUAACAUUGUUAGCCAUUAAACCAUUGGAAAAUGUUAUUUUUGAAACUUUGAUUACAGUAUAUAGUGCAUAACAUUGCAUUUCUUAUACCUAAAUCCCUCACACUCUUUGUUGUUUAAAUUUAAUAUGAUUGUAAGAUGAGACAAUAAA
Messenger RNA from Paramisgurnus dabryanus, 4397 nucleotides. It is a transcript of the gene palb2, whose product is annotated as partner and localizer of BRCA2. NCBI's taxonomy places the organism in Eukaryota, Metazoa, Chordata, Actinopteri, Cypriniformes, Cobitidae. Gene Ontology annotation, molecular function: DNA binding; protein binding. The record is from RefSeq and is a predicted model, not a curated record. Gene Ontology annotation, biological process: double-strand break repair via homologous recombination. Gene Ontology annotation, cellular component: nucleoplasm.